CAAUUCAGCAACCGCACCAAUGGCGGGCCUUUUUGGGACGGCGACGUCGACGACUUCCAACACGCUCGGCGACCUGAAGCAGGAUGUUGAGCUCGGGAGCCCGCCCGAAGAUAGCAUCUCGGACCUCGCGUUCAAUCCGAACCCGGCCGACCUCAAGGACUUCUUGGCGGUGGCGAGCUGGGACAAGAAAGUGCGCAUCUACGAGAUCAUGAGCAAUGGCCAAGGCCAAGGGAAGGCCCAGAUCGAGCACGACGGCCCCGUGUUCUCGGUCGACUUCUUCAAGGAUGGCCAAAAGGUGAUCUCGGGCGGCGCCGACAAGCAAGCCAAGGUGCUGGACCUCGCCACCGGCCAGAUGCUGCAGGUCGCGCAGCACGACCAACCCGUGCGCAGCGUGCGCUACUUUGAGAGCAACGGCACGCCGAUGGCCGUCACCGGCUCGUGGGACAAGACGAUCAAGUACUGGGAUUUCCGCACUCCGCAGCCAGCGGGCACGGUGACCUGCCAGGAGCGCGUCUAUACGAUGGACGUGCGGGAGAACCUGCUCGUUAUUGGCACGGCCGACCGGUACAUCAACGUGAUCAACCUGAAGGAGCCGGUGAAGUUCUACAAGACGCUGCAGAGCCCGCUCAAGUGGCAGACGCGGGUAGUCAGCUGCUUCACCGACUCGCAAGGCUUCGCGAUUGGCAGCAUCGAGGGCCGGUGCGCGAUCCAAUAUGUCGAGGAUAAAGACUCGAGCCUGAACUUCUCCUUCAAAUGCCACCGCGACCCGCCGCAAGGGAACGUGACCAACGUGUACGCGGUCAACGACAUCUCGUUCCACCCGCAGCACGGCACCUUCAGCACGGCGGGCAGCGACGGCACGUUCCACUUCUGGGACAAGGACGCCAAGCACCGGCUGAAGGGGUACCCGAACGUCGGCGGCAGCAUCACGGCCACGACGUUCAACAAGACGGGCAGCAUCUUCGCCUACAGCAUCAGCUACGACUGGUCCAAGGGCUUCCAGGGCAACACGCCCUCGUACCCGACCAAGGUGAUGCUGCACCCCGUGCAGCAGGACGAGUGCAAGCCGCGGCCGAGCGCCAAGAAAAGGUAACGUUUAGGACAAAACAGCGGUAAGGUGCUUGGGGGGAAAAGUCAGGGGGAGGAGAGUCGAGAGUCGAGCGGCGACGUUCCGUGUGCAGUGAGGCCGUCGAGCUUGGCUGUGGACCACGGCAGGUAAGAGAAGCCACGAACAAGCAGCUGCGGGUUGCAUACGGCCUCGUUAUACACAGAAUGAUGAGAUACCAGCGUAUAAGGACGGUGACGGUGGCUUGGGACAUAUCAUCGACAGUUAGGGAGAGAUGAACAACUAGCUAGUUUGUUAUUUUUCGCUUGUCCGGACAGAUCUGUCCGUUCAGGGUAGCCAAAAGAGCUGCGCUCAAACCCGAGUUCGGAGCAACCUGCAACCUGGAACCAGAUAAAAGUGAAUGGGAAAGAGCCAGCUCAAUCAAGCUCAAGCCGCAGCAGCAGGUCCACC
Messenger RNA from Thermothielavioides terrestris NRRL 8126, 1516 nucleotides. RefSeq lists its product as uncharacterized. The transcript is spliced from 4 exons. Gene Ontology annotation, biological process: transcription-dependent tethering of RNA polymerase II gene DNA at nuclear periphery; RNA export from nucleus. Bases 20 to 1093 code for a protein of 357 amino acids. Lineage: Eukaryota; Fungi; Ascomycota; Sordariomycetes; Sordariales; Chaetomiaceae. The record is from RefSeq and is a predicted model, not a curated record. Gene Ontology annotation, cellular component: nuclear pore. Gene Ontology annotation, molecular function: ubiquitin binding; RNA binding.